Molecule: messenger RNA, 1150 nt
Organism: Tachysurus vachellii
Lineage: Eukaryota; Metazoa; Chordata; Actinopteri; Siluriformes; Bagridae
Gene: tlcd5b
Product: TLC domain containing 5b
Exons: 3
Coding region: 138-905 (255 amino acids)
Cellular component (GO): membrane
Source: RefSeq, a predicted model, not a curated record
UGCUGUCAUGGAAAAUAUUAAGAUGUAAUAAUAAUAAUACUCUUGUCUGAUGAGACAGGCCUCCAGCAGAGAGCCAUUGUAGGUUACUAAAGGUAGGAAGUGCUGUUUGGAGGAGAUGGUUGAGAGGCAAUGCCUAGAUGACUGAUGCAGCAGAAGGUGGGAUUUUGCGAAGGCUGAGCUCAGCCAUGACGCAAUUUCUAGUCGAGACAAGCUGCACCCUCAUUGGCUGGCUGUUUCUGUACAUUUUGCUGUGUCAUGUGAACAGAAAGCGACAUGCCGAGUGGAACUGCAGACUCAUUACCCUGAUCCAUGGGGUCCUGAUAACUUUGCUAACUGCUUACAUCGGGUUUGUUGAUGGGCCAUGGCCAUUCACGCAUGCAGGCUCAGAAAACACCCCACUUCAGAUUCUAGCCUUGCUCCUCAGUCUGGGUUACUUCAUCUUUGACAUGGCCUGGUGUGUGUACUUCCGUACAGAGGGUCCUGUCAUGCUGGCCCAUCACACACUAAGCAUCCUGGGCAUUGUGUGCACUCUGGGAAUGGGUGAAUCAGGCAUCGAGUCAUGUGCGGUGCUCUUUGGCAGUGAAAUUACCAAUCCACUCCUGCAGACCCGCUGGUUCCUCAAGCAGAUGGGUCGCUACGACAGCCUGAGCGGUGACAUCGUCGAUCUGCUCUUCAUCACACUGUUCGCUUGUGUGCGGAUUGGCGUUGGUGGUCGCAUGCUCUACUGUGAGCUGAUGUCUCCAAAACCCAAACUGGUCAUGAAGGUGGGUGGGGUGGCCAUCUACGCCCUGUCCUGCUUCUUCAUGGUGGACAUUGCAUCUUUUGCUUGUCGAAAAACCCGCUCCAAGUACAGACGAUGGCAAGAAAAGCAGAAGCUGAAUAAUGCUAAUGGAUAUACUGGGUAGUAAACAAAGAGCUAAAGGCCUUGAGCAAGGCCCUUAACUGUCUUUGCUUCAGGAGCUCUGUAUCCUGGCUGACACUGCAAUAUAACUCCAACUUCCUAUGUCUGGGAUAUACAAAGAUACAAAAUUUACUGUAUAUGUGGCAAAGUAAAGCAACAAGUUUCAAUGUGGUAUAACAGGACAUGAGUACUUUGUGAAAAUUUGUAUGUAGAUUUAAAAAUUGUAUCGUCAGUUUUUAACUAAUGGUG